This is a messenger RNA of Notodromas monacha, 2124 nucleotides long. The record is from the annotation of a GenBank genome assembly. NCBI's taxonomy places the organism in Eukaryota, Metazoa, Arthropoda, Ostracoda, Podocopida, Cyprididae.
AUUUGAAUCAUGAAAAAAACAGGUAGGAAAAGGAUAACGAAUCGCAGUCUCGUUUGUCUCUGUUGGAAAUCGCGUCGGGCGGCGAUCGUCAUCAGAAAUGAACCGGGACAUGGUCAGUUCGCGCAGUGCGGCCGAAAUUUCUUGGCUGCUGGGAUUCCUGUUUGUCAUAGCUGCUGUUUUACCUCAGCAACUGGCUCUUGGGACAAGACCGAGUUCGUUUGCGCCAUUUUAUUUGCACAACGGGGUUCAGCAGCGUCUUCACCAGCAGGAUGUCAAACACACUUUGGAUGACGGAGAUUUCCCAUCAAACAGCAUCAACACUGACAAAGCCAACGCAAUUUCGGGCGAUGCGGCGAAACUGAUGGAAGAGAUUGACGACAGUCCUUCCUUUGCUCCGCUCUGGGUCUGGCCUGCAGCGGAAGAGAGUCACGAAGACCCCGGGGGAUUUGCACAAGCCGCGCCCACGUCCGGAAGCGGCGAUAUCCUGGUGAGCCGGAGGGACCCCGCGUUCGCAGUUCGGGACCGGCAGAGGGCGCCGCCACGAAAGGUUACUCAUGGGUCAUCAUCGGUCAAGCCUCAUGACGGGGAAAUUGAUGAAACCAAGGACAGCAGGGACCCCGCGUUCGCAGUUCGGGACCGGCAGAGGGCGCCGCCACGAAAGGUUACUCAUGGGUCAUCAUCGGUCAAGCCUCAUGACGGGGAAAUUGAUGAAACCAAGGACAGCAGGUACAGAGUGGAUGAUGACACACAAAUCGAAGAUGGCACGGAUGAUAGGGAUUCAAAAAUUUUCGACGGCGCCUCGUCCAACAGCCCAGAAAACUACGCCACUUUGGUCAAGAAAUUGAAACUGUUUCUGGCCAUUUUCUCUCGGGUUUUAUCAAGUGUCGACGUUGACGAGGCAGUUGACAACGACCGCAACAAUAUCGCAGCUCAAAGCGAAAGCAGGAUUUUCAGAAGGGCGGAUCGCAGGACCCACACCAACAACAGAAGCCUGCACUACAUGCUGAAGGCCAGUGCUUAUCGCAAGCGCAGCCACGAAUGCAUGCGAAAGUGUUUGCGACAAAAGCUGUUGCAUCCCGCACAAUGCCAUACCCUAUGCUAAAAACCCCAUCACACCAAAAGGAGGAAAAGGGAAAGAAAAAAAAACAAGUCCAAAAAAGCAAGCGAAACAAGUUUUCAAAAGAAAAGGAACUCAUUUUUUUUUUCUUUUGCGGAUUGAACCUUUCCUGAUUUCAUUCCGGUUUUUUUCUUCUUCUUCUGGGUCUCGUCCUCGCGCACAAUACUUUUUGAGAAAUCGCCAAAAAUAAGAAGCUUUUUUUUUAAGGGAAACGCUUUUCGUGUCUAUAUAUACAGUAUAGAUUUUCUCGUGAGUGUUUUUCGCCUGUAUUCGUUUGUGUUCUGCGGAUUGGCUGGAUUCAAAGUGGUUCAGGUUAAUUGCAAGGACAAAAUCCGAUGUUGACUCCUUUUUAGUUCAUGCAGUGAAGUUUAAAUCCCGACUGCAACUUCCAAAAACCGAUUUUUCCGAUGGUAGAUAAUUUCCAAUAAAGUGACACCUCUUCUACUCGAAAAAAAAAGGUCUAGGAGACGAUUUCUUUUCUUGAAAGAAACCCUCAACAACAACAAAAAACCGUGUCCCAGCAGUUGACUUGAACCACGUGCCGCAGACGUUCUUGUAUGCAAAUUUUCAUUUCAAAGCAUAGCUUUUUCCCGAGUUUUCAAAUUCGCAGAGGAAAGCGAAUUUCGCUAGAGUGUAAAUCGAGUAGCAAUACUUCAGAAUGUCGAACUGCUCUUGUGUUUUUGCGCGGAAUCCGACGGAGAAAAAAAAAUUUAGUUGUGCUUGAAGUUCGGCGUUUUGGACAACUUUCGAUGGAGUUUAUUUCAUCUUCUCGGUUCGAGCACACCUUUUCUUUAAAUUUUUUUUUUUGGUGUCAAACAAGGGUGGGAAAGUUACCUGGAAGCAAAGAAGAAGGCCAAUCGAGACGAAAGAGAACAAAUCGAGCGAAAUAAUUAAUUCCCCGCCGAUUAUGAUGGUUGAUCUCUAGAAACGCGGAAAAAUUCGACAAUGCUGAUGAAAUUUCAGCUGGUCAUGGAGAGCCAAAAAUAAAAAGCCAUGGAUGAGAGAGA